AUGAUGCAUCUCGCAUUGACGACGCUAACAUCGCGAAGGCAAAGAGCAUCAUAUUAUCAGCCGCCGAAAAAAUUUCCACCCGCAUUUGUACGAAGAUUUCUCAUCCGUUACCCAAGAGCCCAUCUAUGGGGAAUCACGGUAUUGGGUGCUGGCGCUUUCGUGCUUCCGGUCAUUUAUCAGUCGUAUUUCUACUGCGUCAUGACUCCGGAAGAGUGGUACGCGCACCGAACGGACCAUGAAGCGAAAGUACUGCUAAGGCAGAAAUACGGCCGGGAUCUAUGGUUCCCCUCAUUCCUGACGAAAUUCUUUGCGCCUUCCGUGAAGAAAGAAGACGACACCCUAUUGGAU
This is a messenger RNA of Mesorhabditis spiculigera, 348 nucleotides long. The record is from the annotation of a GenBank genome assembly. NCBI's taxonomy places the organism in Eukaryota, Metazoa, Nematoda, Chromadorea, Rhabditida, Rhabditidae.